Messenger RNA from Quercus robur (English oak), 1800 nucleotides. RefSeq lists its product as uncharacterized. The transcript has a single exon. Lineage: Eukaryota; Viridiplantae; Streptophyta; Magnoliopsida; Fagales; Fagaceae. The record is from RefSeq and is a predicted model, not a curated record. Bases 1 to 1800 code for a protein of 599 amino acids.
AUGGGUCUUCUUGGUCCCCCAGAGCUCUAUAACCAAACCCCCCAACCAGAACCUAAGACUGGUGACCCAUUCAUGGACCUCAUGGUUGCCGAUUACAACAAAGCCAAUCACCAAACACCCCCAAGGGGCUACACCGAGAACCUCUCACCCACCUUCCUCUCCUCUGGCAAUCCUUGCCUCGAUUUUUUCUUCCAUGUCGUGCCCGAUACGCCACCUGAGACCUUGAAACAGAGACUUGAACUGGCCUGGGCACACAAUCCCCUCACCACCCUUAAGCUCAUCUGUAAUCUCCGAGGAGUACGUGGCAGCGGCAAGUCUGACAAAGAAGGUUUCUACACAGCAGCGCUUUUUCUCCACAUGAACCACCCUAAAACCCUAGUCCACAACCUGGAGUCUUUUGCUAAUUUCGGCUACUUCAAAGACUUGGCAGAGAUUCUUUACCGACUUCUACAAGGCCCUGAUAUUCGUAAGAAGCAAAAACACGAGCAUGAUUGUAACAAAAAAUACAAUGUGAAGCCAAAUUUUGUCGCCAAGGAAAUUACGCAGGGGCUGAGGGAAAGGAAGCGCUUGGCUAUGGCUAACAAAGCCCUUGAGAGAUAUAAUCGUGACAUGGAUUUUCGUUCAUUGCACAACAGCGUAUCAGACUUGUUUGCCAAGUAUUUAAAGGCUGACAUGGAGUUCCUAAACUCAGGGCAGUUGAACAAGAUCAGUCUUGCAGCCAAGUGGUGCCCUUCAAUUGAUUGCUCGUUCGACAGGUCUCUUUUGCUUUGUGAGAGUAUUGCAAGGAGGGUUUUCCCCGUGGAGUCGUACUCGGAAUACCAAGGCGUUGUAGAGGCACAUUAUGCAUAUAGGGUGCGUGACAGGUUAAGGAAGGAAGUUUUGGUACCACUUAGGAAGGUGUUGGAGUUGCCUGAGUUGUACAUGAGUGACAAACGUUGGAAUGAGCUUCCAUACAAUAGAGUUGCUUCGGUGGCCAUGAGGCUUUACAUGAAAAGAUUCUUUAAGCAUGAUGAAGAGCGAUUUAAGAAGUAUUUAGAAGAUGUUAAAUGUAGGAAAUCAACAAUCUCUGCGGGGGCAUUGCUUCCCCAUGAGAUCAUUGAGUCUGCGAUAGAGGGAACAGAAGCUGAGGCUGAAGUUGCAGACCUUCAAUGGAAGAGGAUGGUGGAGGAUUUGUCAAAGGAAGGCAAGUUGAGGAACUGCCUCGCCGUUUGUGAUGUCUCUGGGAGCAUGUGGGGCACCCCUUUCAACGUGUCUGUUGCAUUGGGGUUGUUGGUUUCGGAACUGAGUGAAAAGCCGUGGAAAGGCAAGGUUAUUACGUUUAGCGAGAAACCUCAGCUUCAUAUAAUUAAAGGCGAUGAUCUUAAAUCGAAGAUGAGGUUUUCGCAGCAGGUAAAAUUUAUGAACACCGAUUUUCAGAAGGUGUUUGAUCAUAUAUUGCAAGUGGCUGUGGAUGGGAACUUGAAGGAGGACCAGAUGAUUAAGAGGGUGUUUGUGUUUAGUGACAUGGAGUUUGAUGAAGCUUCGAAGAAUGAUUGGGAGACCGACUAUGAAGUGAUACAAAGGAAGUUUAGGGAGAAAGGAUAUGGAUCUGUGGUGCCUGAAAUUGUGUUUUGGAAUCUGAGGGACUCUCAGUCCACGCCGGUUGUUUCCAUGCAGAAGGGGGUGGCAAUGGUGAGCGGGUUUUCAAAGAAUAUGAUGAAGUUUUUCUUGAAUAAUGAUGGGGAAAUCUUGAACACUGAGUUUAUAAUGGAAAUGGCCAUCUCUGGUGAGGAGUAUCAGAAACUUGCUGUGGUGGAUUGA